Messenger RNA from Branchiostoma belcheri (Belcher's lancelet), 1122 nucleotides. Its product is annotated as N(G),N(G)-dimethylarginine dimethylaminohydrolase 1-like. NCBI's taxonomy places the organism in Eukaryota, Metazoa, Chordata, Leptocardii, Amphioxiformes, Branchiostomatidae. The transcript is spliced from 6 exons. Gene Ontology annotation, biological process: arginine metabolic process; positive regulation of nitric oxide biosynthetic process. Bases 165 to 1022 code for a protein of 285 amino acids. The record is from RefSeq and is a predicted model, not a curated record. Gene Ontology annotation, molecular function: dimethylargininase activity; amino acid binding.
CUAGUAAUCAUCAAAACCGGAAAAACCACAUCUUUUAUGUUGUCUAAGAUUUGUCUGUUCCCUUCAGAAGAGAGUUGAAUUUUUCAGCGGAAAGACCCGUCUCCACAACUGGUCCACAGGAAUCCAGGGAUAUUUCAUCAGUUUUGUCAGCAGCACGUGAAAAGAUGUCUACAGCUAAGUUCACACGAGCCAUCGUCCGCCAGAUUCCCGACUCCAUCCGGGACCAUUCGGAAGCAAACGAAUAUAAUGCAAGAUACGGCCUACCGCCAGUCGAGCCAAUCGACCUGGAACUAGCCCGUAAGGAGCACGCGGAGUACACACAGACCCUGCGGGACCUGGGGCUGGACGUGACCGUGUUGCCGGCAGACGAGUCUCUCCCAGACUGCCCCUUCGUGGAAGACACCUGUGUGGUAGUCGGCAACAAGGCACUGCUGACUCGGCCGUAUUCAGAGAGCAGGAGGCGAGAGGUCGACGCUGUAAAUAGGGUAUUGAUGGGCCUUGGACUUGAGAUACACCAAGUCGAUGAUGAAGAAGCAACGUUGGAGGGCGGUGACGUUUUCUUCACAGGACACGAAUUCUUCGUCGGCAAUUCAACACGCACCAACAUCAAGGGUAUAGAGUUCCUGCGAAAGACGUUUCCGGAGUAUCCCGUACACGCUAUCCCCCUGGCACCGCCCGAGUUGCAUCUGAAGGGGGUCGCCUGUAUUGCAGCGCCUGGAGUCAUUGCCGUGUGCGAGAGCGACUGGGGGAUUGCCGCCUGGAAGGCCAUUCAGGAACAGGCUGAAUUCUCUUAUGAAGCCCUGUGGACACCGGUACCAGACGUCGACUCUCCAUUCAUUGAUGAUCAUACCUGUGACGUCAUUUAUUUCAACGGAAACCUCAUCCACUGCAUGGAGGAAGAAGGGCCGAAGAGUGUGGAGAUUUUUGCGGAGAAGUUUCCUGACCUGAACCGAUCGGAAGCGACUGUUGGUGAGCUGCAAAAUGUUGAUGCUGGGCUGACCUGCUGCUCCCUUAUUUUCUAAGCAUUAACUAUUCGAUAUUUUUACAUUUAGACAACAUAUAUAUGCAAGAAAAUGUCAAAGCAGGACACAUUUAAAUACUUGAUGUCAUGCAAAAACGAAU